Pezoporus occidentalis (night parrot) is the source of this 1869-nucleotide messenger RNA. Its product is annotated as lactosylceramide 4-alpha-galactosyltransferase-like. The coding region runs from base 406 to 1464 and encodes 352 amino acids. The record is from RefSeq and is a predicted model, not a curated record. Gene Ontology annotation, biological process: glycosphingolipid biosynthetic process. Lineage: Eukaryota; Metazoa; Chordata; Aves; Psittaciformes; Psittacidae. The transcript has 2 exons. Gene Ontology annotation, molecular function: galactosyltransferase activity.
UUUGCAGUUUCUGUGCAAUGGGACUUGUAAUUUCAGAGGAAGGUAGAGAGCCACAUUUCCUGCGUUUGUUUUGUGAAAUAGAUGGACUGGCUAAUGCAGCGUCUAAAAUGUCCUCUUAUCCACUGCAAAAGCGGGUAAGAGGAUUUCUGAGUGUAUUGUAGUAGACGUUCUUGCUCUUACUAAAAAUAUGCAUGUAACCUUGCAGCUUGAUCACCGUUAGCGCCACUCUUUCCUGCUUCCUCUACAGCAAAGACUCUGUCCCCUCCAGCCUGUACCUCCUUUCUCUUCUACAGCUUAUCAAGCUAAAAAUGAUUUACAUGAUUUACCACAGUUGUGGUGUGGAGGGAGAAAUGGAUCACGACUGUCUUGGGAGAGUAGGCUCUGGCUGGAGCAAGACUGUCCAGCAUGUCCAACUGCCUGCCAAAACUGACCACAGUGCUGCUCAGCCACAGGCUCGGGGCUCUGUCUAUCCUCACCGUUUCCUUUUUGUUCUUUGCUUCUGUCAUGUUCUACUGGAGAACUGGAGAGGACGCUGAGAGCCAGCUCUACAGCUUGCCUACACAAAGCAGGUGUGAACUGGUUUUGCCUUCCCUUCCCCAUCCUACUGCCAGUGGGCCCCCUCCUUCCCCAGGGAAUGUGUUUUUUGUGGAGACAUCGGAGCGAACUGACCCAAGUUACCUGUUCAUGUGCUCUGUGGAGUCAGCAGCGAGGACGCACCCUGGGACAAGGGUCGUGGUGCUCAUGAAGGGCUUGGCAAACAGGAACGCCUCGUUACCCAAACACUGGGGCUUCUCAUUGCUGAGCUGCUUCCCCAAUGUGGAAAUCCAGCCCCUGGACUUGACAGAGCUUUUCUCUGGAACACCUCUGGCAAAGUGGUACUUGCAGGCUCAGCAGCGCUGGGAGCCUUAUUUCUUACCUGUCCUGUCCGAUGCCUGCAGAAUUGCCAUCAUGUGGAAAUUUGGUGGCAUCUACCUGGACACAGACUUCAUUGUGCUUAAGAACUUGAAGAACCUCACCAAUGCCCUUGGUAUUCAGUCUCAAGAUGUGCUGAAUGGGGCUUUUCUGUCCUUUAAACCCAAGCAUGGGUACAUAGAGCUUUGCAUGCAGGACUUCGUAGACAAUUACAAUGGCUGGAUCUGGGCGCACCAGGGGCCAGGUCUCCUAACACGUGUGUUUAAGAAGUGGUGCUCCAUCAGUAAUAUCCAGAGCACUAUGAGCUGUAAAGGUGUGAGUGCUCUUCCCUCAGAAGCCUUUUAUCCCAUUCCCUGGCAGGACUGGAAGAAGUUAUUUGAAGCCAUCAGCCCCUCAGUGCUUCACAAGCUCCUUGAAAACACCUAUGCAGUGCAUGUAUGGAAUAAACUGAGCCAUGGGACAAGGUUAGAGAUCACAUCCCAGGCUUUGCUGGCUCAACUGUAUUCUCAGUUCUGCCCUGCUACAUAUGCAAAGGUGAAGAAGGACUCUUGAAGAGCAGCCAGGGCCUGCGGUAUGACCUGUGGACCUUUGGCUGCAGGGAAGUUCUCCAACCUGAAGGACACUCAGUGCCUUUCACCUUCCACAGAGCAGGUAUUCCAUGUGACAGCUCAGUGAUUUUGUACCAUUUCCAAUAUCUGCCUCAGACCCUACGUGCUUCAAAUGAACCAGAACCUUAUUUUGGACUCUUUUGCACUUCAGUAGCUCUUGGUGCUGCAGAGAAAGGUGAAUUUGUUCAUCAGUGCCUAUCAGUUGCUGGUCUAUUGCUGUUAUCUCAUUGUUCCUCUUGUGUAUUAUACCUCAAAAGCCUCUCUGUAGUUUCAACAGCUGUAGGAACCCUUGGCUUGUUCUCUGUAAUGUUUCUAAGUAUGUAAAUAAAUGCCAGGCUGUGCUAUAGGA